Molecule: messenger RNA, 333 nt
Organism: Cooperia oncophora
Lineage: Eukaryota; Metazoa; Nematoda; Chromadorea; Rhabditida; Trichostrongylidae
Source: the annotation of a GenBank genome assembly
AUGAAAACAAGCGGCUUGACGCCAACUAUCGGAAUAGCAGACUCUUAUCUGGAAUGGCUGACAUCACCUAAGAGUGUUGGUGCCUCAAUUCCAUGCUUUGGAAAUGAUGGGAUGUCCGCUAUGAGAAUUGAAAGUGGAGAAGAGUUCCUUUUCGUCCGCCUCGCCUUCUAUGAAGGCGUUGAAUUGAAGUCGUCAACGGAGGCAGCGAAGAAGUUGCGCGAUCAUCGCGUGUCGAUGACGGAGGUGCCGGAACGUUACUCCUGCCUUCCUGAGGGCACGCGAUUCCUUCAGUAUUCUUCCGAGGGUCAUCAUAUCUACCUGGCCGCCGCGUAA